Magnolia sinica is the source of this 1024-nucleotide messenger RNA. RefSeq lists its product as uncharacterized. The transcript has 5 exons. Bases 41 to 754 code for a protein of 237 amino acids. Lineage: Eukaryota; Viridiplantae; Streptophyta; Magnoliopsida; Magnoliales; Magnoliaceae. The record is from RefSeq and is a predicted model, not a curated record.
AUCGGAUCCCGCUCCAAUCCCAAAAAUUCAAAAAAAUUGGAUGAUCGCGCCAUCUGCAACUGUCGGGAUUAUGGAAGCAUUUCUUCCAUCUCCUGUCGAACGUACGGCUGCAACUGCUCUUCUCCGUCUCUCCAAUCUCUCCUCCAAACGUCUUCCCCCAUCGUCUUUCAGCAGUUGCAAUGAAGAAUCAUCUUCUUCCAGCGUCUCCGAUUCCUGCUCUUCUCUUCUCACGACCGAAGAUUCUUGCAAAAAGAUCGGAUCCAAUCAGCUGCAAGUUCUUGCAAUGGCUGCUUGUUACCGUGAGAAGAAGUGGAAGAUGGUGAGGAGUCGUUCGAAGAAGUGCUUCCGUGUUUCAAAUCGUAGGAUGGUUUUCUUCGGCGAACAGAAGAAAGUGGUAUUUCCUGUGUCAAUACCGGAAACUGAAGUGAGUUCACUGAUAUCAGGGGAUUCGAGUGCCGGUUCCGUUGAUAUGCAUCGGCCUCUGGUGAAAAGGCGAGUGAUGAGAGGGAGAAUGGUCAGUUUGGCCAAGUCAACUAGUCUGAGGCGGCGAGCGGAAGCCAUUUUGAACUUUCUAGGGGAGGGUUGCGCUUCCGAGCUUAGGAUUCGAGAAGCGAUUGGGAACAGCCCUGAUACCAGCAAAGCACUGAGAAUGCUACUGAGGCUGGAAGAAGUCAAGCGCUCCGGGGUAGGAGGUCGUAUGGACCCUUUCCUUUACGUGGUGGCAGGACCGCGCAGUGACUUGGACUUGGGUUGAACAAGUCCUAUUGCUUCACCGUUCUUUUGAAUUCUAUUCCCUUCAAAGUUUUGUUCGCCCGAGCUGUGAUUUUCUUCCCUUAAAGGUGAAGGGGAAGAUUCCCAGAUUACAGCCAUUCUCACCGAUUCAUUGUAAAACAAGUAGGAGCAAUUCACAGAGAAAUAACAUCGUCUUGCAUAUCCGUUAGCUUUUUCUAUGCUGCUUUGAGUCUCUGUAAAUUUUCUUAUUUUCCAAGUGGAAUAUGUUGACCACUCUCAUACAUUUGACUCA